GGCGACCAGCCGGGCAAGAUGGCGUCGGCGAUUCGGGCCGGACAGCGGCUGAGGCGGGCGGUGGAAAGCGAGGAGCUGUCCGGGCUCCCCGCCGCGCUCCGGGACGAGCUGCGGGAGGCUGUGGCUUCCAAGGGCUCCCUGGUGCCCUUCAGUUUGCUGCGGAGGCUGCACAGCGGGCUGCGGGAGGCAGGGUCCCCGCUGUUCCUCCACGAGCUCCUGAGAGACAGCGACAUCGCCCUGCCCGAGGUGCCGGUGCAGCCGCGGAACCCGGAGCUGGUGGCCAGGCUGGAGCAGAUAAAGGCCAAGUUGGCCAAUGAGGAGUACCGGCGGAUGACCCGCAAUGUGACUGGGCAGGACAUGAACCAUGGGACGUUAGCUGAGUUCGGGAGGCAAGUUCGCUCUGUUAAAGCUGUAGUCAUCACCAUAUUCAACUUCUUUGUCACCGUGGUGGCUGCGUUCGCCUGCACAUACCUGGGCAGCCAGUAUGUCUUUGUGGAGACAGCAGCGCGUGUCCUGUCAGCAGUGAUUGUGGCGUCGGUGGUUGGCUUGGCUGAACUGUAUGUGAUGGUGCGCACAAUUGAAGGAGACCUUGGGAAACUAUAACCACACACAUCCCCAUAAAUCGAGGCUCGUGCUGGAGGCUUUUGCUCACUACACGAGCCAUUUGUUUGGGCAUCUCAUCUCUGAACUGUCAUCUACUGGAUGUUACCACCCCAGCACAGAGGUUACAAGCUGUUGCUGUCUCAGUUACUCUGUAAAGUUUCUGUCUUUUUUGCUAUAGAAUUAAAUAACAGUGUAUGUUUUCAACCUC
Molecule: messenger RNA, 811 nt
Organism: Gallus gallus (chicken)
Lineage: Eukaryota; Metazoa; Chordata; Aves; Galliformes; Phasianidae
Gene: TMEM199
Product: transmembrane protein 199
Exons: 6
Coding region: 19-603 (194 amino acids)
Biological process (GO): vacuolar proton-transporting V-type ATPase complex assembly
Cellular component (GO): endomembrane system
Source: RefSeq, a predicted model, not a curated record